AUGUCCGACGAGUAUCAACAUGUAAGCAAGAGCAAACUAAAGCUAAAAAAUGAUUCCGACGCAAAGAAAAAACACAAGAAAAAAGAUAAGAAAAAGGAUAAGGAAAAGAUUAUGCGAGCCGUGCUCGAAGAUCCUGACCAAGGGGCGAAGGAUCGCAAGCGGCAGCAGCAGCAGCAGGAUGCACAGGCUGGUAGCACAUCCGUAGCAGGAGGCCGCACACUAACGAAAGCGGAGGAAUCGUUUAAAAAGAUGCAGGAGAAAAUGCAAAACAAACGGAUUGUGGAGAAGGCUCAGAUGACGCACAAGCAGCGCGUAGAACUGUUCAAUAUGCAUCUCGACAGCUUGACGGAACACUUCGACAUACCCAAAGUGUCGUGGACGAAAUAGUUUGCCCGUU
This is a messenger RNA of Anopheles maculipalpis, 397 nucleotides long. Its product is annotated as protein FAM32A. The coding region runs from base 1 to 387 and encodes 128 amino acids. The transcript is spliced from 3 exons. The record is from RefSeq and is a predicted model, not a curated record. Gene Ontology annotation, cellular component: nucleolus. Lineage: Eukaryota; Metazoa; Arthropoda; Insecta; Diptera; Culicidae.